This is a messenger RNA of Cyprinus carpio (common carp), 3657 nucleotides long. RefSeq names its product palmitoyltransferase ZDHHC18-B. The record is from RefSeq and is a predicted model, not a curated record. Lineage: Eukaryota; Metazoa; Chordata; Actinopteri; Cypriniformes; Cyprinidae. Gene Ontology annotation, biological process: peptidyl-L-cysteine S-palmitoylation; protein targeting to membrane. Gene Ontology annotation, cellular component: endoplasmic reticulum; Golgi apparatus. Gene Ontology annotation, molecular function: protein-cysteine S-palmitoyltransferase activity.
CCGCCGUCAUGAGGAUCGAGCAUCGAGGACUGAAGCGUCACAUCCUUUGUGUCCAUCAUCAUCUGCGCGGCGGUGCGUCUGUGAAUAUGUGCGGCAGAUUAUCACUCAUUGUGCUCUUCGUGUAAAUACUGACGCUCGUUCGGGCGUCCGUCAUUCAGCAGCGAGUGAAAGCGGAACGGGAGAAGCGCGCCUUUGCGUUACACCAGCCGGCCAAAGCCAAGCCGCGGCUUUAUUAAACCUUGUAGCGAGCACGCGUUAGUGACGUCGCCGCCGCAUAUCGCGUUACGUCACAUGCAUGCUGGUAAAUCCGUCGCGUUUCAUCGUGCGCCGAUUGGAUUGCGAUAGGUUUGCUAAUAAAAUGGGACGCGGUCGGCGCGCGCUUGUGGAAUGACACAUCCAUCCGCGCAGCAGCUGAUGUUUGAUGGACACCGAGCGCGGAGCGGCUUGAUUUCUCCGCCGUGAAGGAUGAAAAACCUCGACUAUCAGCAAAUAGACCCUCAGGCACUCGCGACUCCUACCCCGACGCCUCCACCGCGACCUCUGCCCGAGCACAAGCCCAGACGAGCCCGGAGGAAAUGGGAGGUGUUUCCCGGGAAGAACCGCUUCUGCUGUGACGGUCGCGUUAUCGUGGCGCGUCAGUGCGGCGUGCUGCCGCUCACACUGGGACUCAUCGUGCUCACCAGCGGACUCUUCUUCAUAUUCGACUGCCCGUUCCUGGUGGAGCACCUCACCGGCUGCAUCCCGGCCAUCGGAGGGGUCCUGUUUGUGUUUGUGAUCAUCUCUCUCCUCCAGACCAGCUUCACGGAUCCGGGGAUCCUGCCCCGGGCCACACCAGAGGAGGCCGCAGACAUCGAGAAACAGAUCGACAACCCGACGGGCUCGUCCUCAUCCUACCGCCCCCCGCCGCGCACGAAGGAGGUCGUCAUCAAUCAGCAGGUGGUUAAACUCAAGUACUGCUUCACCUGCAAGAUCUUCCGGCCUCCGCGCACCUCCCACUGCAGCCUGUGUGACAACUGUGUGGAGCGCUUCGAUCAUCACUGCCCCUGGGUUGGCAACUGUGUGGGGAAACGAAACUACCGCUUCUUCUACACCUUCAUCGUCUCGCUGUCUUUCCUCACAGCCUUCAUCUUCGGCUGUGUAACCACACACCUGGCUCUAAGGUCUCAAGGAGGAAAUGGGCUUGUUUUCGCUCUCCAAGCGAGUCCUGCCAGUGCUCUUGAGUUGGUGGUCUGCUUCUUUUCAGUUUGGUCCAUUUUGGGCCUCUCGGGCUUCCAUACAUACCUGGUGGCUACAAAUCUUACUACCAAUGAGGAUAUUAAAGGCUCCUGGUCAGGGAAAAGUGGAAAUGAGGACGUUGGAAAUCCUUACAGUUACAACAGCAUUACCAAAAACUGCUGUUCUGUGCUCUGUGGACCCAUGCCGCCCAGUUUGAUUGACAGGCGAGGCUUUGUGCCCUCCGAUGACUCGGUCCAGACCAGUCCUGUGGAAAUCGAACUCUCUGCUGCUAAAAAUGACACAAACAUGUGCACACAGGGAACCAAAGGUCUGCUGGAAUCGGCCUCUCGAUCUCCUCUCCUCACAAGCUCCUGUCCGCAGGCCAAACCUCAAGCCGUCUUGGAGACUCUACCAGAGAUCGUCCCGUCACCUGCCCCAGAGCCGCACAAGACCACUGAAGGACGCCAGUCGACCAGCACCCCUCACAAACAUCACUCCCAUCACAGAACCAAGGCAAAACAAAGCACUCAUCACACCCACAUCCCGACCCCCAAGACGUCCAACUCGUCUCCGAGACCCCAUCACAGCCACAGUUCAAGACGGAAAGACUCCAAGAACAGAGACCCAAAAUUCAAUUCUCUGCGCUGAACAAUCGGACUCUGUCAACAUGCAUAUUAAUGCAUUUCUUUGAUUAUUUAAAUUUGUCCUCGUGGGAUUUGAGUUGUGACUUUGAACAAACAGAUCUGAUGUUUCCAGAAAGACCUCCAGGUUUAGUGAACCGGUGGCCAUAUUAUGGACUGUCAAACCGGAGAGCAAGUAUGAAGUAUGGACUUCUAUUAACAGAUUGAUGACUGGAAAGCUUUGUAAAGUGUUUCUAUAAAGACGAGCACAAAGGUCUCAGAAGUGAACUGCGGAGCAAUUGCCUUUAAGACAAUUGUCAAUCUUAACAGUGAGUUCCAAAAUGAGCUUCAUCAGAACAGCAAUAAUGGAACAAGAACACUGUCGUCCUCGAUCUGGACAUGAACUCUGGGAUCCAUUUCUCUGGCCUCUUUUAGGUCUCAUUGGGAAUGCAUUGGUCGAGCUUCAGUAAGCAAAGAACCAAUCUUCUUUAUGCAAAAAACAAGAGCAUGCUUGGAGAAUAUAGCUCACAAUCAUUCUUCAUCCAUCGUAGGGCUGCAUGCUGAAUCGUAUUUUAAUCGUGAUCAGGAUUUCUGAUCCUCUCGAUAUUUUUAAGCUUUUUUUUUUAAAGUCUGUGAUAUUUUUCCACUGGUAAUUUGUCAUUAUUUUGUCAUUUGCAUUACCUUGCAUUGGUGUCAAGCCUCCAAAGGCAUUCAUGGCUGCGGUUGCCAGAUAUCAAGAGCUUAAAUCCCCCAAUCAUAGCUAUUAUUUCAUGAAUUGAUAAAUUUUCUUCUCAGCUGGUUUACUUAGUGUUCCCAACUUAGUGACUUUAUUGCUAUAUUUAUCAACUUUUCUGACCUUAUUAGCCUUUCCUUUUUUUUUUUUCAAAAAGUGACCAAUGACAAAUCUAGUGACUUUUUGGACAAUCUUUAACUACUUUCCACUGAAAAUAUUGAGCAAUGCUUAUGUUCCCAACCUGGCAACCAUUUGCACACGUUCUCUCUGCAUUACAGAAAAAGCGCAGAUGAGCUGAAAACACCGGCAAACAUGUAAAUAGUAGUUUAGGGAUCUCUUUUGAGAGAUUCUGCUCAAAUUGAAGUGUAAUACAGCCAGUCUGUUUUCUUUCACCCAAUCAUUUGCGCGAUUUACAGUGACUAAAUCCACGAACAAACCAUUUGAGUUCACAUUCUCUUGAUUUGUGCUUAAAUGAAAGUGCAAUAAUUCUGAUGAAAUGUAAAGAAGAGGAAAUGACAAUAAUCCUGACUACUUUUUUUGAGUCGUGAUCAACCGUUUAACAGUUAUCAUGCAGCCCAGAUCCAUCAUGUAGAACAAGAGUCUUCUCACCAGUGAUUCAUUAUUUUCCUAAAGGACUUCAGCAUGGUUUUGUAACAUAUUGUGUUUGAACAUGGUAUUAAGUGUGCACAAGUACUUGCUAAUGUGGAUGAGAUGAUGCCUCCAAGUCCCCCGAUCACCGUGUUGAAGAUCUAGUUGAAAAGUUAACUGGUUAAUCUGAGCGUUUCUCUCCGUUCUUCACGUUGCAUUCCUGACACACUGCUGUCUAUCAGUAAUUAGUAAAGGAACAGUCUUAAUGCACUAACUCUCAAUGCAGCAAUACUGUAAUGCUUUAGUUCUUCAUGGUUUGACUCGUGUGCUACUGUAUGCGUGGACACUUUGAGUUCGAAUGGGAAUGUGGGUGUUGUGUUGUUAUCCAGGUUUUUACAUAAUAUGCAAACUAAAUGUUAUUUAUGAAUGCUGAAAUUGAUCCUCUGUUUCUCAAGACCUCUGCAACAUUUGCACAAAUAAAUACAAAGAACUAACAGGCCA